Messenger RNA from Fusarium coffeatum, 1005 nucleotides. RefSeq lists its product as uncharacterized. Gene Ontology annotation, cellular component: endoplasmic reticulum membrane. The record is from RefSeq and is a predicted model, not a curated record. Lineage: Eukaryota; Fungi; Ascomycota; Sordariomycetes; Hypocreales; Nectriaceae. Gene Ontology annotation, biological process: protein folding. The transcript is spliced from 2 exons. The coding region runs from base 1 to 1005 and encodes 334 amino acids.
AUGUCUGGCUUCGGCGACUUCACCACGAUCUGCGAGACCGCACCUCUGCCACUAUGCGCUGCCGUCGGGCCCGUUCUGAAGGCCUCUGGCCGUACUGGUAUCGAGCCAGAAUGCUAUGCUCGUAAUAUCGAACUCGCCAAUACUAUCAUUUUCGAGGGUGCUGCGGCUGUUAUGCACAUUGUUGCUCUCGUUAUGACUGUCAUUAUGAUUCUGCACGUCCGCAGCAAGUUCACUGCUGUUGGUCGCAAAGAGAUUCUGAGCUUCUUCUAUCUGUACAUGCUGCUCUCUGCUAUGUCUCUCGUUGUUGAUGCUGGUGUGGCACCCCCCGGAAGCGAUCCGUAUCCGUAUCUCGUCAGUGUGCAAAACGGUCUUAGCAGCGCGGUCAUCACAUGCCUUCUUAUUAAUGGCUUUGUCGGGUUCCAACUGUACGAGGAUGGCACACCUCUUUCGGUCUGGAUGCUGCGAAUCAGUUCUUUGGCUGCUUUCACCAUCAGCUUCCUCGUCUCGCUUGCCACCUUCAAGAGCUGGGCUGGACUUGGUCCUACCAACACUGUCGGAUUAUUCGUUGUUCUCUACCUCUUGAACGCAAUCCAGCUUUUUAUAUAUGUUGCCAUGCAAAUUCUGCUCGUCACUCGAACGCUGCAGGACCGCUGGCCUCUUGGAGAUAUCGCCUUCGGUAUCUUCUUCUUUGUGGCUGGCCAGGUUUUCCUCUACGCCUUCAGCUCAAAGAUCUGUGUCGCUAUCAGCCACUACCUCGAUGGCCUUUUCCUUGCGACCGUCUGUAACUUGCUGGGCGUGAUGAUGGUUUACAAGUAUUGGGACUCAAUCACCAAGGAAGAUCUCGAAUUCUCUGUCGGCACCAGGAUGAACAACUGGGAGGUCAAGGAGCUGCUGCCAGAAGAGGAGCGAAGGGCCACCGUCUUCUCAGAAGACCCCUACGGCCAGUCCAGCUCAUAUGAUAUGCCUUACUCGCCAGGCGCAGCGCGAUACUCUUCCAAGUACUAA